This is a messenger RNA of Gasterosteus aculeatus aculeatus (three-spined stickleback), 5111 nucleotides long. RefSeq names its product serine/threonine-protein kinase 38-like. The record is from RefSeq and is a predicted model, not a curated record. Gene Ontology annotation, molecular function: protein serine/threonine kinase activity; ATP binding. Lineage: Eukaryota; Metazoa; Chordata; Actinopteri; Perciformes; Gasterosteidae. Gene Ontology annotation, biological process: protein phosphorylation.
UCCGAGCGUCAGAUUAAGGUCCGACGGUCCCAGGAAGCCCCUCUGCUUAUUUCAUAUAUUUUUAUUAGCGAUAGAGGCGACCGAGGCGCUGAAAUCCGUGGUCAGGGACAACAAAUGUAAAUAAGAGAAAACAUUAAAAUGAUUUCCGGUUAGCAUUCUGUCUCCGUCACGGCACAUUCUGUAUGAUUUUCCGUUGAUGUCGGCGAUGUUUACUGUGCAGCCGGAUAAGAUGCUCUGAAGGGGGUCUGUGUCUGGAGCCUCCAGCCGCGCGCUGCCGAAAUAUUAGGCAGAACAAUCACAGGGUUAUUCUGUUAUAUCGUGUGGUGGCGGCAAGCCAAUCAUCUAAUCUGGAGCAGGACGCGGAGGAGGGUGUGGCCAUGACGGGAGAGACCGCUGCCACCCUUCCCAUGAGCAACCACACCCGAGAGAGGGUGACCGUGGCCAAGCUGACGCUGGAGAACUUCUACAGCACCCUGCUCACCCAGCAUGAGGAGCGCGAGAUGAGGCAGAAGAAGCUGGAGAAGGCCAUGGACGAGGAGGGCCUGCCAGAUGACGAGAAAGUCAUGCGGCGCUCGCAGCACGCCCGUAAGGAGACCGAGUUCUUGCGACUGAAGCGGACGCGACUUGGCUUGGAUGACUUUGAGUCUCUUAAAGUUAUCGGACGGGGGGCUUUUGGAGAGGUCCGUUUGGUGCAGAAGAAAGACACUGGGCACAUCUACGCCAUGAAGAUCCUGCGAAAGGCCGACAUGCUGGAGAAGGAACAGGUUGCCCAUAUCCGUGCAGAGAGGGAUAUUCUGGUGGAGGCGGACGGCGCCUGGGUGGUCAAGAUGUUCUACAGCUUUCAGGACAAGCGGAACCUUUACCUCAUCAUGGAGUUCCUGCCUGGAGGCGACAUGAUGACCCUGCUGAUGAAGAAGGACACUCUGUCCGAAGAGGCCACCCAGUUCUACAUCGCCGAGACGGUCCUGGCCAUCGACUCCAUCCACCAGCUGGGCUUCAUCCACAGAGACAUCAAACCUGACAACCUGCUGCUGGACUCCAGGGGACAUGUGAAGCUGUCCGAUUUUGGCCUCUGUACAGGACUGAAGAAGGCUCAUCGCACAGAAUUCUAUAGGAACCUGACGCACAACCCGCCCAGCGAUUUCUCUUUUCAAAACAUGAACUCCAAGAGGAAAGCAGAAACCUGGAAGAAGAACCGGAGACAGCUGGCGUAUUCUACUGUGGGAACUCCGGACUACAUCGCUCCUGAGGUCUUCUUGCAGACGGGAUACAACAAACUGUGUGACUGGUGGUCUCUGGGGGUCAUCAUGUACGAAAUGCUCAUCGGUUACCCGCCCUUCUGCUCUGAGACGCCACAGGAGACGUACAGGAAGGUGAUGAACUGGAAGGAGACCCUUGUCUUCCCACCCGAAGUCCCCAUCUCAGAGAGGGCCAAAGACUUGAUAUUAAAGUAUUGCACUGAUCCCGAGAACAGGGUUGGAGCUGUGAGCGUGGAGGAGAUCAAGAGUCAUCAGUUCUUUGAGUCGGUGGACUGGGAACACAUAAGGGAGCGUCCCGCAGCCAUCUCCAUCGAAAUCAAGAGCAUCGACGACACCUCAAACUUUGACGACUUCCCCGAAUCAGACAUCCUUCAGCCAGGUUCGUCACUCGCUGCAGCCAAAGCAGGAAACGCGAGCAUGUCUUCCCUGUCUGAACGAGUGAGGCCGAUGAUUGCCAACGCCACGGAGCCGGACUUCAAGUCGAAGGAUUGGGUGUUCCUCAACUACACGUACAAGCGCUUUGAGGGUCUGACUCAGCGAGGCACCAUCCCCUCAUACGUAAAGGCAGGGAAGGCCUGAAGCAUGGAGAGAAGACGGACACAAGAGACGUUAACGGACACAGGGUCAGGCUGCCGAGCCCCGCUGGCGCCGAGAGGCCGCGCCCUCGGGCUUCUCGGCGUAAAUUUAACCCUCAUUGCAAGUCAUUUAGUUCUGCUCAGCCGCCGCAAGAACGCCAAGCGCUCCGAUACGAAGGAGCGUUACCGCAUUACCUCGGUUGUUUAUAUCGCAUAUACACGCGCCGCCUUUAGCCACAGCUCUCAGGCCAGCUCACUAACUAGGACACUAAGUCAGCAUAUCUGCAUGUACAGUCUGGAGAGGAAUGAGGAUAAACUGAUUCACAGCGACAGUCUCUCCUCCGGCGAAUUUAGCCGCGAUGCACCGUUCCUUCUACUGAAGUCGCGCUCCACACACCGUAGUCCGACGGAUAAGUUGGUAAGAUCAGGUACACUUCUCACGUGUUCUCGCCCGUAUUUGUUGUACCCACUUAGUGGACAUUAAAGGAAAGUUCCAGUAUGAUUUCAAGGAUUUUGGCUUUGCAUUUAGCAACAGCGGUAGCAGCCAUUCAAAAAGCGUCAAGUGUGAAAUAUCGUCCCUUUUUAUUUUGGUGGUAGUUAGCAAAGUGAUGGUGGGUCCCAAUGGAAGCUCAGUUGGCAACAACGGCCUCUGGGAUAAGUAGGAAUGUUGAGCGGGUUACAGCCUUUGUUUUAAUGUGUUCUAGGCUUGUUAGUCUUGCUAGCGGCGUAGCUAUUACUAAUAGAUGAAGUAUUGAACUCUGUGGUGCCUCAACUUUUCCUCCAGCGCCGUCAUUGGGACGGAAAUGGUUUCCGUCGGCUGGAAACAAUUUAUUUUAAAAUAUUUCAUUUGUACAUUCUGGUUUUAUCACUAAAAACAUCUCUCAAGCUAACCGCAGCCGUACUAAGAUAACGAUAACUAACAUCGGAAACCAGGUUAGCGUCGAACUGUUAGCAGUGCCUGUGGUCGCUAAUGUUAGCUUUUAGUUCAAAUAUGACAAUCUGUAGGAAAAAAAGCCGCAGGGAAUUAAGUGUAAAUAUUUGUAUUGUUAUAGUAGUAUAAUUUCUACCUGUAAUGGGCUGGUGGGAGGGAGAUUGAAUGUGUCUUGCUGUUUUUAAGUAACCGUUAACAUUAAUGGGAGAGAAAAUAAAACUCCAAGUUCGAAUCAUGCUGGAACCGUCCUUUAGUCCCCACGCCGGUGGCUCUUUAGGACAACUCUUCCUCUGGCUGCUUUGCUCACAGAGGCACAACUCGGUGUCCCUGCGCUCCGUCUCGUGAGACGGCGGCGCCGCUCGUGUUUGCUGGUGCAGUUCAGCGCUGCCGUCGUUGAUAUUCACCCUCUGAUUUCAUUUCCAACGAUCCAGGGGGCCGAUCUGUUCCUCCCUGGAUGGACGGAACAUGCAAAGUGCCUUGAAAAUAGCAGAUAAAUAUUUAAGCAGACGUGUUAGCACAGAUUAAUCCGUGGCUGUCGAUUUUACUUUUAGAAAUUAAAUUAAAGCUGUUAGGAGGGAAAGGUGAAAGGACAAGGGAACCAUUCUAUGCUUUGAGUCAACUUGUGAGGAAGCAGAAAGGAAGCUGUGACGUGUCACUCGUUUCCAGCGCGCCUGUGUAGCGAGACAGCUGAUAAACUGGGGGGUGAAGCAAAGGGAGUCGAAUAGUUAAACAAUGCCUCAAGGGGAACACAACUCAGUGUCUUUGUUAAAAAACGUGUACUUAAGAUUCUCGAUGUAUUUAACUCCUCCUGAAAGGCCCACGUCAGGCCUCUACAAAACAAACCACAGCAGUCACAGUUGUGACUGGACAAAGCGCUAAAAUAGAAACCAAAGAACUCAGAUCAUCACACGUCGCUGAUCUGAACGCAGGAUCCGACGUAGCUGCCGCUUACCGCGCUCAACGUUAAACUACCUUUCAGAAUAAAACUCCAUUCCAUGAGAGCUAAACCUGGCUACAGAAUAAUUCACUGUUUCCAUUGCUACGCCUGCCGGGGAAAUGAGUUAGCAACUGUUCCUCAGUUCACUGUCAAAAUGCAAAUGAAGCUAGAAGUGUGCAUCCGAGGACGGGACAUAAACUGAAGGCUUUACCGUGGUGGAAGUACAGCCGGAGCCAUCGCAGGAAUCCACAUCAAACCACCAUCUCCUCAUGUUGUCUUAUGUAUCUCUUUAACCAGAAAGCUCCAUGAGGACUUGCUGCAAGAUUUGGUCCUAGUAUCUAAAUUGAAAUUGGGUGAUGGCAGAUUUUUGUAUGGAAUGUAAAGGGGCACUCCAGUGGUUUAGUGUUCAAUUCUGGUAUAUUUAUUUAGUAUAGACCCAAAUCUACACCUUUGCCUGUGCGGGCUUUACAAUCUGUAAAGAUGAGACCCUCAUUCAAGCUAGAGACAUAAAAAAGGUCAAAUCUUAUCUUUCAGCUUCUAGAAUGGCACAUUCACAAAAACUGCGAAUCCUUCACUUCCCAUGAUGCAACUUGAUUACACCUUUCAAAACUAAGCAGGACAGAUGCAUGCUGAUGGCUGAAGCUGCAGGUUCCCCGGUCGUGUGUGAUCACAGGAACACAUCGGCCAAACGCUGUAUUCAUACCGAGUGUUUGGUGACGGACAGCACGUUGGAGGGAGUGAGACGAGAAGGAAACACCCAGGAGAUGCUCUGUGCUUUUUAGUUGUUGUGAGGUGACGCGUGACCAUGUUUAAUGUGUUCUGUGUUCAGAUGAAACAGGUUAUGGUAAAUGAAGCAUUUGUCAUCCAUACAAAUCAACAUGCGGAGAUGACUUGAGAUUCAUCACCGUGGAGCUUUAUCUGACGGUAUCUACAUUAUUUUGACUUUAUUUCUCCACGAGGUCGAGAGGAGUUCAGGAAAUGUUUCACCUUUUCCAGUUAAUUAAUUUACUGACGGACCAAACACGCUGUUUAACUCAUCCUUCGUGUUUUUAAUCACAACAGUGUCCCAUAAUGUUAAUGAUUAAUGUUUAGAAAGGUGCAUUUAUCAUGUUAGAAAUAAGCAGUUAACUCUAAGGAUGAAAGCAGAGUAGAUUCACAUCCAGAGUCUAGAUGGAAGUGGUCCAUGGACUGUGCUAAUAAAAUCUAUUCUCCGCUCAAAUGAGAGUUUUAAAAGGGAAAAGAAGAAUUCCACAGGACUGUGUCGUGAGGUAUUUGGUGCAACUCUGUGUACAUAUUGUUGUAGACACUUGAAGAAAACUGUGGAGUGACGGAGGAAAUGCUCAGAAAUAUAUUCAUUCACAUUGAUGAGUUCUUAUGUCAAUAAAAUGCUUAAAACAAUAGAAAUUAAA